AUGUUAAUCAAAUUACUCAACAUCUUGAGGCAGGUUCAAAGUCUCCCGUGCCUUCACAUAAGUGAUCCUUUUCUCUCUAAAAUCGUCGAAACCGAUGCCUCUGACCUAGGAUAUGGAGGAAUCCUUAAACAGAUUCAAAAUGAUAAGGAGUUGUUGGUACGCUUUGCUUCUAAACAUUGGAACCCUACCAUAAUCAAUUACUCCACUUCCAAAAAAGAAAUGCUUGCUAUUGUUUUAUGCAUCUCAAAAUUUCAGCAUGAUUUGCGCAAUCAAAAUUUUUUACUACGCAUUGAUUGCCAAUCAGCAAAAUACAUUUUGGAAAAAGAUGUUCAAAAUCUUGCUUCUAAACAAAUAUUUGCACGAUGGCAAGCCAUCCUUAGCAUUUUUUAUUUCGACAUACAAUUUAUAAAUGGUUCUUCAAACUCUCUUCCAGACUUCCUUACCCGGGAAUUUUUGCAGGGAGGAUGA
Molecule: messenger RNA, 468 nt
Organism: Linum tenue
Lineage: Eukaryota; Viridiplantae; Streptophyta; Magnoliopsida; Malpighiales; Linaceae
Source: the annotation of a GenBank genome assembly